UAUCUGCCUGCCUGGUUCGGCCGAACUGGUCAUGAUGGCACCAGGAAAUGAUGCGGACCUCUCUGUUGACUAUUAUGAACUGCUGUCGAUCCCGGCGACAGCCUCAGAGUCUGAGAUACGUCGUGCAUACCGGAAGACUUCCCUCCUCUAUCAUCCUGACAAAGUCAAGCCGACGCCGGAAAAUCUGGACAGAUUCCAACUUCUCCAGACCGCGAUCAACGUCUUGACUGAUGCCGCUGAAAAACUAAAGUAUGACCAGACACGAGAGGCGAGGCAACGGCGUCUCGCCGAGACCGCCGCCUUGGAAAGCCGGAGGAGGAAGAUGAAAGAGGACCUGGAAAAGAGAGAGGGCGGUGCACCGGCUGCGGUCAAUGGCGCAAAGAGAAGUUGGAGCGACAGGGAACUGGAGAUCAAGAGGAUAGCGGAAGAGAAUCGAAGGCGGAGAGAAGCCGCAGUGGCGCAGAAAGUCCAGGAGGCGCAGGCCAGGACAGACGCCCAGGCGCGGGAAAACACCACGCCGUCGGACUCGAUAGAUCGCUCGGUCAAGGUCCGCUGGGUGAAGGAAGGUGAGGGACUGGACAUCGACCAGGACGCCCUGGAGGAAGAUUUCUCUGCCGGCGACGUCGAAAAUGUCCUCGUGCUCAAGGACAAAAAGCGGCGCAUCGAAGGGAGAGACAAGAAAGUCUUGCUCGGAACCGCCGUGAUCGUCUUCAAGUCGGUCGGUCUCGCGAAAAAGGUGGUCUCCCAGGGCCCGUGGGAGGGUAUCGAGAGUGUGGAAUGGGCCGCGUCGAAAGAACCAGACGGUACUUGAAAGCCCUUUAAACACGAACGCUUCUAUCAAUCCCCCGUGCAAUACAUCACGAAUGAAGAGCAUACGUCGACUACGACUACGACUGUGACCAUGCAUGGAUAUUCCGGGAGAUUUUUCGAGUAGCACAAAGGCUUGCGACACGGUCUCCUGAGACCCCGGCAUCAAAAGGUUGACAUUUGGCCUCCGUUCUGCAGCACCUGUCGGUGGCCACGCUGUUGAGCAGCAUCCGGGUCGAAUGCCAGAGCUCUCUUCUCAAGGUCCCAUCAACAAAUUCCGGGCUCUUGCGAUUGAUGAAUGGACGUGCUGCUGAAUGUUCUCCAGGUCCUGUCCUAUAGACACAUCUGAGUGUCGAAAUAACAUUAUCAUCACGAUGUUGGUGGGAAUUCGGCGACGUCGCUGCCAAAACACAAAAGUGUAGGUUGAACUACAUGCGAGUUCAAAGCGGUGUCUUGUCGUCCCAAUAGGAUCAGACACUACAAUGACCGCCACGCGCUCGUCUCUUGGCUCCCCUGAUCCCCAAGUCGGAUUCUGGUUUGAUGGGGACUUUCUCGUAUAGCAAGUUUGAAAUGGAGUCAAGAUUCCGGGACAUUCGUUUGUUAUACAAGAUCUAAUCAACUUCCUCAUCUUCAUCCUGUUCUUCAACG
Messenger RNA from Exophiala oligosperma, 1455 nucleotides. RefSeq lists its product as uncharacterized. Gene Ontology annotation, biological process: spliceosomal complex disassembly. Lineage: Eukaryota; Fungi; Ascomycota; Eurotiomycetes; Chaetothyriales; Herpotrichiellaceae. The transcript has a single exon. The coding region runs from base 32 to 811 and encodes 259 amino acids. The record is from RefSeq and is a predicted model, not a curated record. Gene Ontology annotation, cellular component: spliceosomal complex.